This is a messenger RNA of Mugil cephalus (flathead mullet), 2503 nucleotides long. RefSeq lists its product as uncharacterized. The transcript is spliced from 2 exons. Lineage: Eukaryota; Metazoa; Chordata; Actinopteri; Mugiliformes; Mugilidae. The record is from RefSeq and is a predicted model, not a curated record. Gene Ontology annotation, molecular function: DNA binding. The coding region runs from base 192 to 2096 and encodes 634 amino acids.
CGACGGUGAUGGCGGUGUCCGCUCCUUCUUCUUUUUCUGGGCGACAUCCGAACAAAGGCCUGCCCCCUUUUUUCAUGAGGAUUUCUCCACCGCCGUCGUUACUUUACGUGUAAUCACGAUUACUAAAUCGGAUUACGAUACUUUUAUUCUCGUUUCAAAAACGCCAGUUAACCGCAGAGGUAGCGUCCGCCAUGGAUGGGGAUCAACAAGAAAUGUGCGGCGAGACCAAAUCGGCCAUUAAUACUUGGCGUUAUCGCCACCAUUUCACGUACAAGGCUGAUCAGGGGAAAAAUAUCAUCGUCCAGUGUAAUCUGUGCCUGCCGAGGGUUAAUCUGCUGUCCACGUCGAAAACCUCCACAUCAAACCUAAAGAAACACUUAGACAGAACACACUUGGGUUGUGAAGCCAGGCCCGAUGCCAAAAGGGGGAGGAAGAAAGAGGAGUACAACGGAGAGGAAAGCAGACACUGCCAACUCAAGAAGCUCAAAGCGGAAAUCAUCUCCAAAUGCCUGACCCAGUCAAAGAUCGACGACCUCAUCUUCAACUUCAUCGUGGAAGACUGCCAGUCGUUCUUCGUGCUCGAGCAGGCGGGCUUCAAGAAGCUGAUCGCGGGUUUAACCGGCGGCCUGAAGUCCAUGGACAGGAUGACCUUGUUUACCAAGGUGGACCUCGGCUUCUCCAAGAUGCGCGAGGAGCUGAUGGCCAAACUCGGCAGCGUCCAGUACGUGUGCACCACGGCCGACAUCUGGACGUCCAACAACAGAAGCUUCUUUGGGAUGACCUGUCACUGGAUCGAUGUGGAGUCGUUGGAGAGGAAGUCUGCCGCCCUGGGCUUUGCGCGGCUGCAGGGCAGGAUCACGUAUGACACCAUCGCGGCGCGGAUACACGACAUCCACGUGACGUACAACAUUGAAAGCAAAGUCCAGACCACGGUCACUGACAAUGGCAGCCCCUUUAUCAGCGUAUUCAGGGAGUUUGCGGUCGACAGCCAGGACAGCGACGAUGACAUUGGGUUCUAUGAGAACGUGAGCACCGUUCUGGAGGGGGAACCGGAGCAGGACAUGCUCCUGUUUCUUCCAACGGUGCAGCGCUGUGCAUCGCACACGCUGGAGCAGAUUGUCACUGAGGACUUUUGGCAGGCCGUGUCACAGGGGCCCACGUGCGAGCUACAUUUCAGCGCGAUGGCCAAGGUGUUUGCCAUAUGGAGCAAGUGCCACCAUCUCCAGGUCGGAAUGGACGCUGCGGAGGAGAUCGGGAAGAUGGCGCUUGUCGUUCCCUCCGUCAUUCGCUGGAAUGUGGAGUUCUGCGCUGUGCAGAAGAUCGUGUCCCUCACCGAGCGGGAGCUGACCGAGCUCUGCGCCCGCCUGGAGGCCCCACGCUUGCAACCAGAGGAGAUGGCCUUCUUGAAAGAGUACGUGACCGUGUUCCACCCGCUUGCGUUUGCACUCGAACUUUUCCAGGCAGAGCAGAAGUGUUACCUGGGCCUGGUCAUCCCGACCGUACUCAGCCUGAAGAACAAGCUGAACGAGCAGAAAGACGCCGCGAACUACUUCGGCUACGUCAUCAACGCCAUCGCGGUGGCCAUCGACGUGCGGUUCCAGGAGCUGUUUGCCAGCACGGAAGCCAAGAUCGCGACAGCAACGACGCCUCAGUUCCGGCUGUGGUGGAUGGCGGCCUCCGAGAGGGAGGAAAUGUGCUCUGUGCUGGCCACGGAGGCGUCCCAGGUGGACCCCUGUGUCGAGACGCAGGCGAACACCAGCCGCAACCUGUCCACCAUUGAAUCUGAGGACGACUUCUUCAGCUACGGGUCUGCGAAGCCGGCCGCAGAGAACCAGCAGCGGGGGGUGAUGGAUGAGAUCCGAAAGUACGUUGAGGGCACGGGGAAGAGUCUUGAGUGCCUGCAGGAUUUCCCCAGAGUGAAGCAGCUCUUCCUGAAGUACAACACCACCCUGCCUUCCACGGCCCCCGUCCAGCGCCUCUUCAGUCAGAAAGGCAACCUGGUCACCUCACAGAGAAACUUUCUGACCGAUGACUACUUUGAACGCGUUCAGCUUUUGCGAUACAACAGCAACUUGUGCUCUUUGCUCACGGACUAAAGGAAUUGCUGGUGACUCUCUUUCUUUUUGCCUACUAAUUGAUGCAGUGUCAAAUCUUGUUGUGCUAAACAAAAAGAAAAUCCUCACAGAGAAACCCUGAGCGACAUCCAAGCUCAGGCACUUUAGCCCAGCUGUGUCUUUGAUAUUCCACCCCUAACUGUUUAGGUCCACACGCCAGAAGGACCUAAAAUAUCAAAUUGACAAUCAGAGGCGAUGGCGUUCAGUCCGGUAAAGCAUCAAUUUCAAUCUGUGCCGUUGUUGUGAUUUUAACUAGCCACAGGGUGAGACUGAAGUGGUUUUGUCUUUCAUUUAUGCUAGUUUUUCUUUUCUACAGCUGUUUGGAGAGAAUGCUUCUCCUGUCUGUAUAUUUUAUAUCAUAUAUAAAAAGACAAGGAAAGAACCGUUAA